AUGGGAAGGCAGCCCUUCAUGGUUCUGCUUGACACUGGAGGAUGGACACGGUGGAUACCGUCGAUCAAGUCAACAUCCGCAGAAUUUGCAUACAGGAAUAAAUACACUGGACAGCCAGAAACUAGCAUUUCACUGAAUCAAGAGUUCGAAACCAGUUACUCUGGUGAAAAAUAUAGGGGACAUGUGGUGACGGAUGAGCUUUGGGUUGGUCGCGUUUUUCCGCAAUUCAAGUUCGUUGUAGUGAUGGAGAGCACUGGGGCAGUGGACAAAAGAGAAGGGUAUGACGGAAUAAUUGGAAUGAGAAGACCACCUUCAAAUGACGGAAGAUGUGAAUUCUCAAACACUACAAUUCUGGAUUAUAUCGUGGAAGCCGGCAUCGUGACUGAUGCCAUUUUCACUUUUCGGUUUUGCGGUGAAAAAGGUGUGCGCGGGGAUUCUUGGUUCAUACACGGAAAUCUGGAAUUUGGAGGGACCCGAACCGAAUACUACCAUCCGCCAAUUGUGAGUUUGUCACUAUAUCAAGGAACUCAGUGGGUGGUGGACAUCACUAGCAUAGAAUAUGGUGAUCUUCUGCUGUGCGAACGAUGUCUCGCCUAUGCGGACACUGGAUCACCGGAUACAUAUGCACCAGCUGAAGCAUCGAACAAAAUUUUGGAAACAUUAACUGUAGAUAAACAUGUUCAUGGGUUGCUGCACGUUCCAGCGCAUAAACUCAACCAGGUUCGUCCAUUGAGAAUUAAGCUGGCAUCUCGCAUUUUCACGGUGCCGUCUCAAGAACUUACAAGAUUUGUAAGUGAUUACCUGAGUGUCUUUGCUUUUCAAGGACUGUUAAUAUCUUAUGAAAUUUUAUUUGCUUAUAUGUGUUUGUUUUUAUAUUUCUUACAGGUUUGGAAUGUUGGAUUUUAUCAUUUUGCAAUACAAAUAGAGCCAGACACCAGUGAGAAGACCUGGACCCUUGGAGUGUCCCUUUUGCGGCAUUUUUACCUGCUAUUUGACCAACAAAAUAAUCAGAUGGGAUUCGCCGCACAUUAUAAUAAUUACGCCAGAAUAGGAACACGGCCGUUCAAACGAGCCGUCAUGCAUGCCGAAAUGGAACCAAUAGAUCCUGAUUCAACUGCGCGGGACGUAGAGGAUUAUUUGUAA
Messenger RNA from Opisthorchis viverrini, 1143 nucleotides. RefSeq lists its product as hypothetical. The transcript is spliced from 5 exons. Gene Ontology annotation, molecular function: aspartic-type endopeptidase activity. Lineage: Eukaryota; Metazoa; Platyhelminthes; Trematoda; Opisthorchiida; Opisthorchiidae. Bases 1 to 1143 code for a protein of 380 amino acids. Gene Ontology annotation, biological process: proteolysis. The record is from RefSeq and is a predicted model, not a curated record.